Amorphotheca resinae ATCC 22711 is the source of this 965-nucleotide messenger RNA. RefSeq lists its product as hypothetical. NCBI's taxonomy places the organism in Eukaryota, Fungi, Ascomycota, Leotiomycetes, Helotiales, Amorphothecaceae. The record is from RefSeq and is a predicted model, not a curated record. The transcript has 3 exons. Bases 24 to 965 code for a protein of 313 amino acids.
CAGCAACAGUUUCAAGAUUCAAGAUGUUGAAAUCGUUAGGAGUGAUCCUCUUUGCAGCUAUUAUAGGCAUUUUCGUAAUCGUACUCACCAAGAUGCUCCAACAACUGGCCUACCAACCUUCACCUCGACCCCCUCGCUCGCCCUCACCCUCACUACCAAGUUCGCCCUUCCCGUCGCCUACAGGCACGCUCUACAACGAGGAAAUCAUCGUCUCUCUAAUCAACGAGUUCUACUCACUCCUCGUUUCACUGGCCUACCUUCGACCCUCUCAGAUCAUCUAUCCUCCUCCGGGCACCGUGCACAAUAUCAACGAGAAACUCUGCAAAUCACUUAACAUCGACGUUGCGGUCAUUUCACUUAUGAAGAGAAUACCGUACAUUGAUGGACUGUACGAAGAUGUUCAGAAGCUCGAGGGGUUUAACGAAGAAGCAAGCGCGUAUGGCUGCCAUCUAUUCCCUGGCUCUAGGGGAUAUUCAUUUUUGCGUGGCGACGAUAUCGUCGAGAGUCGUGACCCGGAGAAUGAUGGGGUUGAGGGAGUGAGGUUGAACUAUCUGCUGAGCCAUGAUGUCGCGCUGUCGCAUUGUUUGAGAGAUGGGAUGAUUUUGGUGCUGGAUACGAAAGCAAAUACGGUGAGGGUACUAGAAAACAAUUCUGGUCCAGACUUCGACAACCCUGAAGGUACGGUGCUUGAGAGACCGGAAGAGCCGAGGCAUUACAGAAAUUGCCACCCGCAGGACGCACCGUCUUACUUCAGGCAUCUAAUUGACAGGGUCCGGUCAUUAGAGCUGAUACCUUCCGGGCCCUCGAGGUGGCACAAAGAGUUCUACGGCUAUAACAUGGGCCAUGAAGAUCGCGAGCAGGUGAAGAAGGUACUCAUAGAGGAGUACGGCUGGCCAGAUAAUUUCAGGCAGGAGGAUUGGGCACGAGAUGCAGAGGAGAUUUGGAACAGGAUUGCUUUAAGUUAA